Onthophagus taurus is the source of this 5540-nucleotide messenger RNA. RefSeq names its product BTB/POZ-zinc finger protein abrupt (gene ab). The record is from RefSeq and is a predicted model, not a curated record. Lineage: Eukaryota; Metazoa; Arthropoda; Insecta; Coleoptera; Scarabaeidae. Gene Ontology annotation, biological process: regulation of transcription by RNA polymerase II. Gene Ontology annotation, cellular component: nucleus. Gene Ontology annotation, molecular function: protein binding.
UGUUCCGCACGCAUCGAAGACGGCCGAGCCGAGUUGUUUCGUUCUCACUCUCUCGCGCGCACCGCUUCGCUCAUUCGGUGAUUGUGCCCGAAACAAUUGCAACCUGCACCUCGCUCUCAUUGUAGUUCUGUCUUCGACCGCGUACGACGCUGAUCGCGUUCGCGUCCUCUCGUACAAAAUUACGCACGUGUACGUUUUUGCUCUUAAUCGCGUGUUGAUUUUUUUUCGCAAAGUAUUAUUAUUUCAUUAAGUUUAUUUUCUUGGUUUAAAUUAAGUAAAAAGAAAUUAAAACUAUUAAUACAUAAUAAGAAAUUUAUUUUGAUUUCGUGUGAAUCAAAGUGAACAUCUUCAGGACUUUUUUUUUUCUUAUUGUGAGAUUAAAAGUGAUGGAAAGGACAAUUUUGGAACAAAUAACGAUACAUCGGUGAUACUCAUUCCAGUUCUUGAAGGAAAAGUAAAGAAAGAUUUUUGGAGUAAAUCAUCCCGAAGAAGGACAAAACUCGUCCUGAAGUUUAAUGAAGACUUUUUAACGUGUCGAUCGGUGAAGAUUUCGCUUCGAGUGGAAGCAGACGUAGAGCCGAGGGGCUCUUCUACGUGAUCGACUAACGGCUUAAAGAUUGGCGUAGAGAUAGCCCCAUCACAGUGCCCAAUGGGGGGCGACACCUCCCCAGAGCAACAAUAUGCUCUGCGAUGGAACGAUUACCCUACUUCUAUGAUUUCCUCGUUCCGACAUCUCAGGGACGAGGAAGACUUCGUGGAUGUCACCUUAGCCUGUGAUGGCUGCUCCUUCACUGCCCACAAGGUCGUUUUAUCAGCCUGUAGCCCCUACUUUAAGCAGCUUCUUAAAGAAAAUCCCUGUCAGCAUCCCAUCAUCAUACUUAGAGAUGUCAAACAAAGGGAUAUGGAUAAUCUAUUACGGUUUAUGUACAACGGUGAAGUACACGUCGGUGAAGACCACUUAGAAGAAUUUAUAAAAGCAUGCCAGAUGCUACAAAUACGCGGUCUGAGCGAACUGGAGAACAAGUACAAGUCCCAACCGGUCGAACAAAGAAGUUCACAGCGCCCUCCACGACCACUAUUAACAUGGGCAAACGAUCGACCGGAAGCAACAAAAGAGUCCGAUUUAACAGUACCUCCAGCAAAACGUGUAAGACGAACGGACACAGAAGAUUUGGAAGAAUCGUCAGAACGGGCCGAUACUCCAAGAGGAAAUAACGGAGACACACAAGAAUCUCUUUUAGGACAAGCGCUAGAAGGAGGACCCACAAUACACACCACGGUAAAAACGGAAGAAGAUGGUAACCAAUCAGAGAAUGAAGAAAGCAAUGAUACGCAAACAAGUGACCAGGAAAGAGAUACAAAGACUGAAAUGGGAGAUUAUUCCGUUAUGGAAGAACAUCCAUUUAGCACAAAUGGAGGUGGUUUGAUAGAUCCCGCCAGGCCGCCCGCAUUUCCUGGAUCACUCCUAAAUCUACAAGGUAUUCCUGGAGUAUUACCCGGACCAUCGUUAUUAGGCAGUCCGGAUACUUUUGGAGCACGUCGAGGUAUGGAUGUAAUGAGAGUUAGGGCAACCGAUCCUAGACCAUGUCCAAAAUGCGGGAAAAUCUACAGAUCAGCUCACACUCUUCGCACACAUCUUGAAGAUAAACACACGGUUUGUCCAGGAUACAGAUGUGUGUUAUGCGGAACUGUAGCGAAGUCAAGAAAUUCUCUUCAUUCCCACAUGUCCAGGCAACACAGAGGAAUAAGCACGAAAGAUCUUCCAGUACUUCCAAUGCCAGCUCCGUUUGAUCCAAAUCUCGCAAGCCAGUUAUUAUUAAAAGCGGGAAUAAAAGUGAGCCCUUCAGAAUUACGCGCCAGAGCUUCACCGACAGGUCCUAGAAGGGCCGACGUAAAAUUAGACGCAAAAAGUGCGUAUUCCACAGCACCUUCGGAAGCUGGGAGUUCAAUUUGUGAUGAUAACGACCCAGAAGAUCUCACGAUGUCCCAUGGGAGGUACAGCAAUGAUUAUGGGUUACCGCAAUCAAUGAAUCAUCUAAAUUCACCGUUGAAAUUGGCAAAAUCGAUGUCUUCUAGCCAAGCAUUAUCGGCAAAAAGUAUAGAUUCUCCUCAUAAUUUAUCUAAAGAACCAUCAUAUCCAGGCUCUUUAGGACCUCUGGUUGGAAAUAACUCAAUGGGAUCAUCACUUUUAGAUACAUACCUUCAAUUUAUGACCGAUAAUGGAUUUGGAAUGUCGGGGAUAUCGCAGGAGCAAGCGAUGGCGGCGUUGCACGCUGCGAAAUUAGCUCAAAUAAACGCGAGUAAAAAUCAUCAGUUUUUAGAGAAGAUGCAACAAUCGUCAAUGGGUGGAGAUAUGUUUAUGAAGAGAAACGAUGAGAUACGAAGAGGAGAAGGUGAUUUAGUUAUUAACGAAGACCAUGAAAGAGAUAUGAAAGAGGAAGCAGAGUCAUCGGGUGAUGAACAGGAUGAGUAUUCAGAUGAAGAGAGGGAAGCCGAAACGGUGAAAGUUGGUGAUUAGUAGAUCUUGUAAUCGGAGAAGAACGGAGUAAGAAUCCAUCCAACUACCUCAACACUUCCGAUAUCCGAUCGAAGUCUCAACCAAUUUAUACGAUAAUAUUCCAUCCGUCUACCUCAUACUAACUAAUUGUACGUUAGUAACCUUUUAAACUUAAAAAAAAUGAAAAUGAAGAUAACAAUAAGGGUGUUACAGUAUACGGUAUAUAAGUCUAUAUUUGUGUGUUUUUAAUAAAUGACUACGUAGAUUUGUACCAUAUAUUACUUAUUAGAGGUUUUUAAUAUGUGCCAGAUGUAUUUAUUACAUUGUAUAUUUUUUGUUGCUCCAGGCGUACGUAAAAAAUUUACGUUUUUUGAUAAUAUGUAACUGUGAUAGAGAUAUUUUUCAAUUUUACUUUAAACACAUAGAUUACUACCAGAGCUUCUUAUUUUAAGGCUUCCAUUUUUGUGGAUUCAACUGCCAUAGACCUAUAUACAAUAAGGAUUUACGUACGUUUGGGGUCAAUAUUAGAGAUACGGGUGACAUUCUGUUAACGAUUAAUCCAUAUUAUUCAGACAUUAAUUUCACGACGUUUAUGACAUUCUAUCCAGGUGAAAAUGGUACAAAGCGUUUUUGCCUUCCUAUGACGAUAUUUUUGUAAGUGAAUUUUUAAAAACGUUUUUCGAGGUAUUUCUUAUUUUUAUAGAUGCUUCCAAAUAUAUUGUUAUGCUUCCGAAUAGUGUUGUAUAAUAAUAAUGAAAGCAAUGUUUCAAAACAAUCAUCACCGGUUAGAAAUACGCGUUUAAAUUUCUCAGGUUAUACCGUUUAUCAAGACAAGUACAAAUUGUUUCGUUUUAUGAUAUUUCAGGGAUUUUUUUCUUUUAAUUUUUUUUAUACAAAUUACUUUGACAAAUCUAUCUUGGCCAGUGAAAGGCAAAUGCGCCAGUUUUAGGUAGAUAUAAUCUCAGCCAUAAGCAACCUCAGCUUAAUUAGUGAAAAAAUCUACAACUUCUGAUAUUUGAUUUACCAAGAUAGAUUUGCCAAGUUGUAUACAGAUUUCAUCACAAACUACAAUUAGUCGUAGACAGAACCAGUGAUAUUGGAUUCAGGUAUUUGUAACAAUAUUCAGGAAAUAGUGUUAAGUUUCAUUUUUGAUUUAACAUUUCAUAGUAAUAACUGAUACAUAAUCUUCCAAGUUUUUGCGGAACCGUUUAUUUUUAGUCUAUUCCAUCGGCGUAAUAAGUUAAUCAUUUAUGUGUAAUUCAGUGAGAUGGGAUAGAUUCAUUUAUAAAUAAAAUAGCUUAUUUGUUAAGAACGGGUAGACUUCGUUCUUCCAUUAUGAUUGGUUAAAAAGAGAUUGCUUCAUAUACAUGUAUUGUAUUUCAAGCUCUCUAGCUUUUAAGAGAUAACUAAAUAAAGAGUAUUGUCGAAACGGAAAAAAGAGAGAAUGUAAAAAGCUUUAUAGUUGCACAGGUAUAUAGAAGAAUCCUGUUAUAAACGGGAAAGAAAAAUAGCGGUUAUUGUUAAAUAUUGAGUAAGAAUAGGGUAAAACGUUGUUAAUUAAGAAAUGAAGUAUACUAUUUCAAAGAAAUAUGAUAAGCACCAAACAUUUGUGUAAUUUGUUUUCGAUUAAACCUAAUUUAUUACCUUGUAUAAAUAGUAAAAAAAGAAAUACAAUAAAUAGUAGAUAUUAAAUCUAAUGCAUACAUGUUGCAUUAACAUAAAGGAACGUUAAAUUAAGUAGAAAAAGCUAUUUGGUAUUAAAUGUAUUUGGUGUCUGAAAACCCUUAGGACAAGAUAAAUUUAAAAAUUACAUUAAAAAGUUAUUAUUAUUGUGUACAUAGCUCCUCGAUAUUGUUUCUUCAUUUAAAGUGAUUUUUGAAAAAUUUGAUAUACAGUUUUAUAAUGUACAUAAGUUUUGUUUUACGUUUUUGAUAUAUUUAGUUACGAUAGGAUUAAAUAUGAAGUUUUCUCGCGACGUUACGUUGCCAUAAAUAAAAGAUGAACUACCUCAUCUUUCAUCUGACCUCCAUAAUUAUAUUCCCGCUUCAAACCGCAGGGAUCUCCGUUUUUUAUUAUUAUUUGUUGUAAAUGUUAUUCGUCUUUUUUAUGUUUAAAAGUCUAAGUCUUUUUUUAAGAUUAAGUUGUAUAGUUUAUUUUUCUUUCACACAAUUAACUAUAAUAGGUAAACAUGGUCUGCUUAAUACAUGAACGCCAUACGAACGUCACAUUUAGAACUCUACAGCAUUUGUUGUACUAUAACAACCAAUAAAUGGUUCCUAAUUUUUCGUAACAGCCUCUCAACAAUUCAUUUUUGGAUUCAACUUAAACACUUUUUCGUUUAUGUAAAGUUUAGUUUGUGGAGAGGCUGGGUGCCUUCAGAAAAUAAUAAUAAUAACAGCCUUUUCGUCAGAUACCCUGCCGAAAAGACGCUGGAUCAGAGUUCCUAACCUUCUUAAAGAGAGUAUAAUAAAUACUUAAAUGAAAUAUGUACGCGGAAAUUAUGAAAAUAAAAAAAAUAAAAAUAAAUAAAAGUGCAACUUUUAUAUAGGGUGUAGAGAACCGUUGGGUACACCGAAAUAUAGUUUUGCUAAGCGGCAGAAACUUAUAUACAUAUAAUAUUAUUAUAUAUAAAUGCGUGUAUGUGUAAAGAAAAAAAAGAAACCAUAACGUAUAUAUGAUCAAUACUAAGGUAUACCUAAACCAAAUCCGUAGGGAUGCAUUUUUUGUUCACCCCUCUUAGUGUUAUAAGCAUUAUGCCAAGGGGUAAUUUAGCCUGUUAGCCCCUCAUCUAAACGAGAAUUUAUUUGAUUUGUUAGUAGAGUUUUUUGAAAUGAUGUGAAUUGUUCCUCAGUUACUCGUUAGGAGAUUACACACGAUGUACUUUAAUUUUUAUUCUUUCUCUUCUUUUAUUUGUUAUUCCCUUCUCCUUUAGUUAGUUAUUAGGUGCAAUAAAGUUUUGCCAUAUUAUUAUUACCAUUAUACGAUCGUGUACUGCUUGGGUAUCAUUUUAAACUAGAUAACUUAAUAAAUUACUAGAAAGAAA